AUGGGAGCGGGGGAGUUCAAUGUGUGGAUGAUUUUAGCAGUCAGCCUGAUACACGUGUCCUUGCAAGGAGAGUACCAGAGAAAGCUCUACAAGGAAUUACUGAAGAAUUAUAAUCCUCUGGAGAGACCAGUAGCCAAUGACUCCCAUCCUCUCACUGUCUACUUUGGAAUUAAUCUGAUGCAGAUCAUGGAUGUUGAUGAGAAAAACCAAGUUUUAACAACAAAUAUAUGGCUGCAAAUGUAUUGGACAGAUUACUAUUUACAAUGGAAUGUGUCUGAAUACCCUGGAGUGAAAAAUGUUCGUUUCCCAGAUGGACAAAUUUGGAAGCCAGAUAUCCUUCUAUAUAACAGUGCAGAUGAAAGAUUUGAUGCUUCAUUUCACACUAAUGUACUGGUGAACUCCUCUGGUCAUUGUCAGUAUUUACCACCAGGGAUAUUCAAGAGCACGUGCUACAUAGAUGUUCGUUGGUUUCCUUUUGAUAUUCAGAAGUGCAAACUAAAGUUUGGCUCUUGGACUUAUGGAGGAUGGUCUUUGGAUCUACAAUUAAAAGAAGCAGACAUAUCUGAGUAUAUUGCAAAUGGAGAGUGGGACCUAGUAGGAGUCCCUGUGAAGCGGAGUGAAAGUUUUUAUAACUGCUGUAAAGAGCCCUAUCCAGAUGUGACAUUUACUAUUACAAUGAGACGCAGAACUCUCUACUAUGGGCUGAACCUCCUCAUUCCCUGCGUUUUGAUAUCUGCACUUGCCUUGCUAGUGUUUCUGUUACCUGCAGACUCAGGAGAAAAGAUCUCACUUGGUAUAACUGUGUUGUUGUCACUUACUGUAUUUAUGUUACUGGUAGCAGAAAUAAUGCCUGCCACAUCAGAUUCUGUCCCAUUAAUAGCCCAAUACUUUGCCAGUACAAUGAUCAUUGUGGGUCUCUCGGUAGUUGCAACAGUUAUUGUUUUGCAAUAUCAUCACCAUGACCCUCAUGGAGGUAAAAUGCCAAAAUGGACGAGAAUCAUUCUUCUAAACUGGUGUGCCUGGUUCCUGAGAAUGAAGAGGCCUGGAGAAGACAAGGUCAGACCUGUUUGUCAACACAUUAAUAAGCAGCAACAGCAGCAACACCAACAGCAACGUUGCAGCAUGACCAGUGUGGAAGUUAAUACUGUUAGUGGUCAGCAGUCCAGCAAUGGGAACAUGCUUUAUAUUGGUUUUCGAGGUUUAGAAGGAAUCCAUUGUACACCUACUACAGAUUCUGGAGUAAUAUGCGGCAGAAUGGCCUGUUCACCAACCCAUGAUGAAAAUCUAAUUCACCACACACGCCACGCUGAAGGUGAUCAUGACUUAGCCAAGAUUUUAGAAGAACUGCGUUUUAUCGCCAAUAGGUUUAGAGACCAGGAUGAAGAUGAAAUCAUAUGUAAUGAAUGGAAGUUUGCUGCCUCUGUGGUGGACCGGUUGUGUUUAAUGGCAUUUUCUGUCUUUACCAUCAUUUGUACUAUUGGCAUAUUAAUGUCAGCUCCCAAUUUUGUAGAAGCAGUGUCUAAAGAUUUUGCUUAGCUUCCAAUUGAUAUCUUUUUAAAGGUGUCUUCUCCACCUAAGUGGACUUUUUCUAUUGAAACAAGUGCUGAAAUUAAUAUCUUGUGCUCA
This is a messenger RNA of Nanorana parkeri, 1626 nucleotides long. It is a transcript of the gene CHRNA7, whose product is annotated as cholinergic receptor nicotinic alpha 7 subunit. Gene Ontology annotation, biological process: chemical synaptic transmission; signal transduction; regulation of membrane potential. NCBI's taxonomy places the organism in Eukaryota, Metazoa, Chordata, Amphibia, Anura, Dicroglossidae. Gene Ontology annotation, molecular function: acetylcholine-gated monoatomic cation-selective channel activity; transmembrane signaling receptor activity. Gene Ontology annotation, cellular component: synapse; neuron projection; postsynaptic membrane. Bases 1 to 1536 code for a protein of 511 amino acids. The transcript has 10 exons. The record is from RefSeq and is a predicted model, not a curated record.